AUGCAGUUGUACCGCGCUUCUCGUCGGCCUCUUCCCCUUCAGACGGGCGAUGGGACCUAUCCGGCGGUUAAGAACAGACCUACUCUGAUGCAGGAUUUGAGCACGCUCACUUUCCAAGACCUCAAAACGCUCAAGUCAAUCAUCGUCUCAAAGCUCAAGGGCGAGAUGCAGACCGAUGACAAGACAAUGGUCAUGGAAAAGACAAUCCAGCUGGUUGCUAGGCUGCCAGGGGCAUCCAAGAGACAGGAGAAGCUCACCAACGUCUUCAUUGACGAGCUGUGGUACUCGCUGGAUCACCCCCCGUUGCUGUACAUGGGAGAUCAAUUCCGCUUCCGCCAAGCUGAUGGAUCCAACAACAACCCGCUUAUGCCCAAGUUAGGUGCCUCUGGUACCCCCUAUUCGCGCUCAUGCCGGCCUGGAGUGUUGCCCCUGGGAGCGAUGCCCGACCCUGAAGCCAUCUUCGAGGGCAUCAUGGCCAGAGACAAGUUUAUCAAGAAUCCCAACAACGUGUCGAGCAUCUUGUGGUACUGGGCGACCAUUAUCAUCCACGAUCUGUUUUGGACCAACGAAAAGGACUCCAACAUCAACGACUCGUCUUCCUAUCUCGACCUGUCCCCCCUCUACGGCCACAGCCAGGAAUCCCAAAACUCAGUCCGCACAUUCAAAGACGGCAUGCUGAAGCCGGAUACCUUUGCCGACAAGCGCCUCCUGGGCAUGCCCCCCGGCGUCUGUACCCUCCUCGUCAUGUUCAACCGCGUCCACAACCACGUUGCCGCCAACCUGGCCGCCAUCAACGAAGCCAACCGCUUCACCAAGCCCUCGCCGUCCCUCCAGGGAGACGCCGCGACGGCUGCCUGGAAGAAGUACGACGAGGAGCUCUUCCAGACGGCGCGGCUGGUGACGUCGGGCCUGUACAUCAACAUCACGCUGGUCGACUACGUGCGCAACAUCAUCAACCUCAACCGUGUGGACACGGAGUGGACGCUGGACCCGCGGCAGGAGGCUGGUGUCGACGUCGGCACGGCCAAGGGCUCCGAGCGCGGCGUGGGCAACUGCGUCUCGGCCGAGUUCAACCUGUGCUACCGCUGGCACUCGUGCAUCUCCGAGAUGGACGAGGAAUGGAUCCACGCCUUCUACGACGACCUGCUGGGAGACAACUACGGCACCAUGGACAUGCGCACGCUCAUGAUCGCCGUCCACAAGUUCGCCCGGGCCCUGCCCAAGGACCCGGCCGACUGCGUCUUCGGCGGCUUCACGCGCGGCGCCGACGGCCGCUUCGAUGACGACGACCUGGUCAACUGCAUCGCCACGGCCAUCGAGCAGCCCGGCGGCUCGUUUGGCGCGCGCAACGUCCCGCGCAUCAUGAAGCCCGUCGAGAUGCUCGGCAUCAUCCGCGGCCGCAAGUGGCACCUCGCCGGCCUCAACGAGUUCCGCAAGCACUUUGGCCUCAAGGGCUACGAGACGUUCGAGGACAUCAACUCGGACCCGCGCGUCGCCGACGCCCUGCGCAACCUGUACCAGCACCCGGACCACGUCGAGCUGUACCCGGGCAUCGUCGCCGAGGAGGCCAAGACGCCCAUGGUCCCUGGCGUCGGCAUCGCCCCGACCUACACAAUCUCCCGCGUCGUCCUGUCCGACGCCGUCGCCCUCGUCCGCGGCGACAGGCACUACACCACCGACUACAACCCCAUCUACCUCACCAACUGGGGCUACAAGGAGGUCGAGUACGACCUCAAGGUCAACCACGGCUGCGUCUUCUACAAGCUCUUCAUCCGCGCGUUCCCCAACCACUUCAAGCACGACUCCGUCUACGCCCACUACCCCAUGGUCAUCCCGCAGGAGAACCGCAAGAUCCUGUCAAGUCUCGGCCGCGUCCACCGCUUCAGCUUCGAGCGGCCCCGCGCAGCAGCUCCCCGCGUCGACAUCACCACUUUUGGCGGCUUCAAGCAGGUAGUCCUCGACAGCCAAGACAAGUACCGCGUCCAGUGGCAGGAAGGGCUCGAGAUGCUCUCCGGUCGCCCGGGCCGCUACAUGCAGCCGAGCGACCGCAAGACGCUCGAGUCGCUGCUCUACAAGGACGACUGGCGCAACGCCGUCAGGGGCUUCUACGCGAAGACGGCCGAGGCGCUGCUGGCGGACAAGGCGUACACCAUCAUGGGCAAGAAGCACAUUGACAUCGUCCGCGACUUUGGCAAUGCCGCUCACACGCGGUUCGCCGCUCACGUCUUCAACAUCCCGCUCAAGACGCGCGAGAACCCCAAGGGCGUCUUCUCCGAGCACGAAUUGUACACCUCCCUGGCCGCUGUCUACACAACCAUCUUCCUCGACAUUGACCCCGUCAAGUCCUUCCCACUGCGGCAAAAGUCAAAGGAAGCUGCGGAUGUUCUGGGCGCGGCCAUCGAGACAGCCGUCAAGUAUACAAAAUCCUUUGGCCUCCGCCUCUUCACCGGCAACACCAACAAGGACGCUCUUUCGACCGCCGGCGUCAACGCCGUCAAGGCCCUGGCCAAGUCGGGUCUGAGCGCCCAUGAUAUCGCCUGGGGCUUGAUUCUGCCCACAGCCACAGCUAUUGUCCCAUCUGAAGGCCGCCUCUUCGCCCAAUCCCUCGACUUCUACCUCUCCCCCGAAGGUAGCCCCUACAUCGACGACCUCCACGCCCUCGCCGCGCAAGAGCCCAGCCCCGAGUCCGACGCCCUCCUCCUCGGCUUCGCCAUGGAAGGCGUCCGCCUGGCCGGCGCCUUCGGCCUGCACCAAGUAUCCACCGGCACCGACACCAUCGUCGAGGACGACGGCCGCCGCGUCAACGUCAGCCAGGGCGACCGGGUCUUCGCCUCGUUCGCCUCCGCGGCCCGCGAUCCCGCCCAGUUCCCGAACCCGGACGCCGUCGACCCCCGCCGCCCGCUCGACUCGUACAUCCACUUCGGCGCCGGCACGCAUGGCAGCGCCCUGGCCAAGGAGGUCAGCCAGAUUGCGCUGACGGAGCUCUUCCGCGCGGUCUUCCGGAGGCAGGGGCUCAGGCGGGCCGCCGGGCCGCAGGGCGAGCUGAGGAAGGUCCCUCGGGAGGGCGGCCACUGCGAGUACUUGACUGAGGACUGGGGGACGCUUACGCCGUUUCCCAUGUCGAUGAAGGUAGCUUGGGAUAAUUAGC
Trichoderma citrinoviride is the source of this 3148-nucleotide messenger RNA. Its product is annotated as heme peroxidase. The record is from RefSeq and is a predicted model, not a curated record. Lineage: Eukaryota; Fungi; Ascomycota; Sordariomycetes; Hypocreales; Hypocreaceae. The coding region runs from base 1 to 3147 and encodes 1048 amino acids. Gene Ontology annotation, biological process: response to oxidative stress. The transcript has 5 exons. Gene Ontology annotation, molecular function: monooxygenase activity; heme binding; peroxidase activity.